This is a messenger RNA of Ficedula albicollis (Collared flycatcher), 3638 nucleotides long. It is a transcript of the gene MIGA1, whose product is annotated as family with sequence similarity 73 member A. Gene Ontology annotation, biological process: mitochondrial fusion. The record is from RefSeq and is a predicted model, not a curated record. The transcript has 15 exons. Lineage: Eukaryota; Metazoa; Chordata; Aves; Passeriformes; Muscicapidae. Bases 630 to 2453 code for a protein of 607 amino acids.
GGCUCGGGCCGAGGUGGCUUCUGCCCCGCGGCCUGCAUCGCCUCUCGCCGUGCCGCGGUUGCGGUCCCCGAGUCGCGGUCCGGAGGCUUCGCCUUGUGUUCGGCAUCAGGGAGUGAGAGGGGUGCGCCUGCAUCGCGGAGAUUACGUCAGGCUGUAGUGCUUGUUUCUCGUGGUGUGUCUGCAAAGUAAACGAAGCGCUGAAUGACAUAAACUUUUUCUGGCUGCUCGCAGAUCUUUUAAUUCAUGCAGCUGGCGAAUAUGUUCUUGCAGCAGUCGUGCUUUCGGAGGCAGGGCUGUUGCCGGGCGUGACUUAGGGGCUGUAGUACGGGAGCGGCCGCCUAAUGCGAGCAGAGCGAGCCCUCCUUAGUCCUGGCUGUACAUCUGCACGUCUGCACACAGCGGGUGGACAAAUGGGGCCUCAGCUGAACCUGCAGAUUUGCUGUCUCCACAUUAAGUCUUGCCUCUACUCCGAAACAUCAGUCAAACAAGUCAUGUACCUGUGAUAGAAGAGGUUCGAGCUUGUAGAAGAAAAUCGUCCUGGGCUUCUGUUGCGUAACUUAGUAUGUAUCCUUCAUUUGACAGAGUAUUCCAGAGACCAUCUGUGAUUGCUUUCAAGACAUUUUCCCUUAAUGAGGUAUGGGAGAGAAGGAGCCAUGUCAGAAGAAGCUGUUACUGAGACACGAUUUUCUCUGAAGACAGUAGCAUUACGGGUGUUUCAUCUUCCCCUUUCUUGGUAUUAUUCUCUUAACCAGAUAAAGCUUUCCCCAGGGUUAAAGAAACUUUUCACAGUAACAGCAGUGAGUGCAAUAUCUGUGAUUUUUCUGGCCCAUCACUUUAAAAGAAGACGUGGAAAGAAAAACAAGAAAGUGCCACCAUGGGAGCCAUCUCAUCUCAUAUUAGAGUGUACAAAAGCAGCUGCUUCAGAAAAAGGUUCUAGUUGUUCCAGUAGUCGACAAAACUUGACUCUUUCUCUGAGCUCUGCCAAGGAAAAAGGAUCUCAGUCCUGUAUCUAUGCAAAUGGAGGACUUUUCAGUAAAUACUCUGGGUCAGUUCAAAGCCUGGCCUCGAGUGCCACCUCUUGUCACAGCUGUGCUUGUGCCAAUUCUAAUUCCUGGGAUAAAGCAGAUGAAGAUGACGUUAAACUUGUCAAUAUUCCAGUGACUACACCUGAAAAUUUAUACUUGAUGGGUAUGGAGCUGUUUGAAGAAGCACUGAGGCGCUGGGAGCAGGCCCUAACAUUUCGUAACAGGCAAGUUGAAGAUGAAGCAAUCUGUGGUUCCAUUAAGCUGGGAGCAGGAGAUGCAAUUGCAGAAGAAAGUGUAGAAGAUAUCAUUAGUGCUGAAUUCAUUCAUAAGCUUGAAUCUCUUCUUCAAAGAGCUUAUCGUCUUCAGGAAGAAUUUGAAGCCACCCUUGGGGUCUCUGAUCCUGCUGCUCUAGCUAAUGAUAUUGAUAAAAAUACAGACAUUACUGUAAAGGAUAAUGCGGAUGAUUUCUGCCUUCGAGAUACAUUAAGCAUUGCAUCCACAGACUCCUUUGUUUCUACAGCUGAGCUUUCAGAGCACAGAGAUACUCGUAGCACGUAUGGUCUGGAUUCCCUUUGCCACUGCCCCUUGUAUGAAGAAGCCAUGCACUUGGCAGAAGAAGGCAAAAUUUAUUCACGGGUCUUAAGGACUGAAAUGUUUGAAUGUCUAGGAGACAGUGACUUCCUUGCUAAGCUUCAUUGUAUUCGACAAGCUUUCCAGAUAAUUCUUUCAGAAACAGCAAACAGAAUAUUUCUUGCUGAAAGUGGAAGAAAAAUUUUGUCUGCUUUAAUUGUGAAAGCACGAAAGAAUCCAAAGAAAUUUGAAGAUGUCUUUGAUGAAAUGAUAUAUUUUUUGGAACAAACAGAUCACUGGGAUAAUACCGAAAUGGAACUUGCUGCUAGAGGAGUGAAAAAUCUGAAUUUUUAUGAUGUUGUUCUGGACUUCAUAUUAAUGGAUUCAUUUGAAGAUUUAGAAAAUCCGCCAGUAUCUAUACAGAAUGUAGUAAAUAACCGCUGGUUGAAUUCCUCUUUUAAAGAAACAGCUGUGGCUUCAAGUUGUUGGUCAGUACUGAAGCAAAAAAGACAGCAAAUGAAGGUGCCUGAUGGAUUUUUUGCACAUUUCUAUGCUAUAUGUGAACAUAUCAGCCCUGUUUUGGCCUGGGGCUUUUUGGGCCCUAGAAAUUCCCUGUAUGACCUAUGCUGCUUCUUCAAGGAUCAAGUGCUUUUCUUCCUCAAGGACAUUUUUGAUUUUGAAAAGGUGAGGUACUCCAGCAUGGAGAGCCUGGCUGAAGACCUGACGCAGCUGCUGGUGCGGCACACGGAGCUGCUGCUGGCCUACCUGGGGGCCGACUCGCUGCGGCACGUGGGGGCCUGCGUCAGCGGCCACGGGCCCCUCCUCGCCAGCGGGCUCCUGGAGGCCAAAGUGCAGUGAGCUUCCAAUCCCUGGCAAACGACAGGGAGUGCACACAGAUGUGCUCUUUGCCACCCUCUUCCCUAGUGCUGAAGCUGCUGUGGCUGUUACUGGGCGAGCAUCUGGGAAUGCAUCGUGUUGCUAAGUAUGGAAAAGGACUCAGGGAGGUUAAAUGUACAUCUGUGAAAAGGACUGGGGAGUGUAUUACUGUAUAUACCUAAAUUAAUUUUGCAGCCCAGCUGUCGUUGUAUUUAUAUUUCAUGUAUCCCAAAGCUUUUUUCUGUAAUAUUCGGGUAAAGUUUAUUUAUGAAAUACUGUACUUUUGCACAAAUAAUUCGUAAGUGAAGCUGAUGGAGUUGUUUCCUUUAAAAGCUUAUAGUACAAAAUGUUCAUUGCAGAGUCUCCAAAUCAUUAGGUGUCUAGAUCUAGAGGGUGUUUUGUCUGGGGUAUCUGCAGUCUCUGAUUCUUGUGACACGUGCAAUAAAGUAAUCACACGCACAGAACUGAACGUGUUGCCCCUGCCCCAGAAUUCCAUUUGUGUGGGUGUAAGCAGCCAUUUUGUACUACAGUGUAAUGGAGCAGUGCAGGAAAUGCAAGCACCAUGGGGCGGGAAUGACUGCCAGUAUGCAAUUUUUACUUUAUUUUGGUUUAAAAUAUCUAAACAUCACUAAGGUGUUUUAAAAUACUUAUUUAUAUUUGAAGAGCUAUGCUAGCUUCACCAAUUAAUUUAAAACUUCCUUGUUUUAAAACCAUUACUACUCAAUGUGGUGGUAAAUAAACCAAUAUUAUUCUCAGUUCAUAUGUAGCAUUUCAAAAUAUAUUUUUAAAUAUGUAUGAUAAGAUUUAUUAAUCAUGAAACAGAAUUGAAGGCAAUGUUUUAUAAUUUAAUAAUUUGUGUCUUCCUCCCUUCUCUGUGGGAAAUCAAUUGUCUGUUUAAGAGGAGAUUUAAGCAAUUGUGGCCAUCUCUGUGCAGUGUAAAACUGUGGCUCAGGCCAUGGAACCCUGAACUUCAGAUAGGAGCACAGCACCUUCAGAAGGCAUGAGGCACCUUGCAGCAAUGGCUUUUCCUGGUUUUCUGUCAACUGAAGCCAUGCUUCUCAGUUAGUUUAGGCUCUAAAACUGCACUUACAUGCCUUUGCCACGUUAAGCCAGCCCACAAGAAUCUGUCCCAUGUCAAGAAAUACAGAGUAAUUACAGAGUAAUACU